Molecule: messenger RNA, 1677 nt
Organism: Hyposmocoma kahamanoa
Lineage: Eukaryota; Metazoa; Arthropoda; Insecta; Lepidoptera; Cosmopterigidae
Gene: Stip1
Product: stress-induced-phosphoprotein 1-like
Exons: 7
Coding region: 100-1677 (525 amino acids)
Molecular function (GO): Hsp90 protein binding
Source: RefSeq, a predicted model, not a curated record
AAAUAUAACAAUUUGUGCGAAGCGAACAUAGCUAGUUCCUCUCAGUAAUUUAGCCUUAGUGCCAGUUAAUAAUCGUUGUUUAAUAUCAUCAGAAUAAUUAUGGAGCAGGUAAAUCAAUUAAAGGAGAAGGGGAACGCCGCUUUGUCGUCAGGUAACUACGAAGAGGCUAUCAGAAGUUACAGUGAAGGUCUAGCUUUGGACCCUAAAAACCACGUUUUGUAUAGUAACCGCUCUGCGGCACAUGCUAAGGCUGGAAACUACGCUGCGGCCCUCGAGGACGCAAACCGGACGGUGUCGUUGAACCCUACGUGGAGUAAAGGGUAUUCACGUAAAGGCAGCGCUUUGGCUUAUUUAGGCAAAUUUGAUGAAGCUAUGGCGGCGUACGAGAAAGGUCUAGAACUGGAACCUAACAAUACGCAGCUGGCGCAAGGGUUGAUCGAGGUGAAGAAGCAGGCGGAGGAAGCUAAGUUGAGGACGGAGCAGCUGUUUGAAAAGCUUAGAAACAACCCACAAACAAGAGAUUGGUUGAAAGAUCCAGAAUAUGUUAAGAUUGUAGAGAAACUAGCUCAAAAUCCAUUUGAUAUUCAAAGCUUAGAUUCUAAAAUGCAAGACAAAAGAGUACUUACAACAUUAAGUGUCAUGCUCGGACUAGAUCUUGGCUCUCCCAUGGAUGUAGACCCACCAGCACCAGAAAGGAAACCACCAACAGAAGCACCUCCAAAGCCAGAGGAACCACCAAAACCAAAGUACGAUGACCUCCCAGAGAACCGUAGAAAGGCAUUACAUGAGAAAGAUCUAGGAAAUGACUACUACAAGAAAAAAGAUUUUGAAAAUGCACUGAAACAUUACCAAAAAGCCAUAGAAUUUGAUCCUACAGAUAUGACUUUCUUAACAAAUAUGGCGGCUGUGUACUUUGAACAGAAGGAGUAUGAGAAAUGUAUCAAAGAAUGUGAGAAGGCAAUUGAUAUUGGUAGAGAGAACAGGGCUGACUUUAAGCUAAUAGCUAAAGCUUUCACUAGGAUUGGUAAUGCAUACAAAAAGAUGGAACAAUGGAAGUUAGCAAAGACAUACUAUGAGAAGUCAAUGUCAGAACACCGUACUCCGGAAAUAAAAACACUGCUAAGUGAAGUUGAGCGCAAAAUAGUGGAGGAGGAGAGAAAAGCUUACAUUGAUCCUGUUAAAGCUGAGCAGGAGAAAGAGUUGGGCAACGAAUACUUCAAAAAAGGUGACUAUAGCGCAGCAGUAAAGCACUACACCGAGGCCAUAAAACGCAACCCUGAUGACCCCAAGCUGUAUUCCAACCGCGCCGCCUGCUACACCAAGCUGGCUGCCUUCGAUCUUGGCCUUAGAGACUGCGAACAGUGCUGCAAACUCGACCCUAAGUUUAUUAAGGGCUGGAUCCGGAAGGGCAAGAUUUUGCAGGGCAUGCAGCAACACUCAAAAGCCCUGAGCACGUAUCAGAAGGCUCUAGAGCUGGACCCGAGCAACGCCGAGGCGCUGGAGGGCUACCGCGCCUGCUCCACGCAGCUGAACUCCAACCCUGAAGAGGUGCGUCUGGUUAAACAUGCCAAAUACCUUAAUCGUUUAGAAAUAAUAAAAAUCACAACACCUGACCACACUAAUGAACAAUCGGUCAAAGGGCGACUUCCAUUAUCUACAAUAAUAGAGAACAAAUGA